AUGAAGAACGUGAACGUGAGACAUGAGAAUUGGGAUGGGGAAUACCCGGCACCUCCUGGGGCUAAAGUCCUCUACACCUGCCUCAAUACUAGAGGAUUCACCGAUGGGUCCCCUCGGCACUAUGCCACCUGCUCCUUCAGGGCUGAUGACACCUGGGAAACCUCCCUUCAAGACAAAGAUGUUCGAUGUCAAAAGACAGGAAAACCAUGCCUCAGAUGGGACUCACCACGACUGGCAACAACCUACAAUUCCAAUCCUUCCGAUGGCUUCGUGGAUGCCAUGUUUUAUGCCGAGCAUGUCUUGAACCAGGAUCUAUCUUUACAUGAAAACUUCUGCCGGAACCCAACAUUUAAAGACAGACCCUGGUGCUUCGUCGACGAUGGCACCAUCCAUUCCGAAUAUUGUCAGGUUCCCCUAUGCGACGACAUGGGAAAACUAGAAUGCAAAUUGACGCAGAAGGGAGGGGAAUAUGUGGGAGUGAAGAACAAGAGCAUUUCCCGUUUUCCGUGCCUUCCGUGGUUGGAAUCGACACACUUCCUGAAGGAUCGGAUCUAUAAUGAUAGGCGCCCACCUUUUCCGGAUCUCCUCAGUGACACUCACAACUACUGUCGCAACCCCAAUGCAAAGCCAGGUGGUCCCUGGUGCUAUAUUCAGGAUUCUGGAGAGUCCGGCAUAGAAUGGGAAUAUUGUGAUGUGCCUUUUUGUGCAUUGGAAUAUCCGAAUAUUGCAUGCGACCCACGGAAUCAGUGCGAAUCAGAGAAAGAUGAUGUCCCAAGCAUAUAUCCGGAAUGUCGGAAGACAGAAAUGGGAAAUGAAUAUAAGGGCAUCAAAAACCGAACGGAAACCGGGAAUAAAUGUCUGCCUUGGGGUAAUCCACUAAUCAAGAAAGCCUUGGAAAAUAUACUGCUCUCCCACAUCUCUGCUGAAGACCGCUUCAAAGAAAAGUUUCAGGUUUUGGAUGGCAUGGGUCCAUGGACAGAAGAGGAAGCAAACUAUUGCCGGAAUCCAGGGUUUAGAAAACGGCCGUGGUGCUUCGUCUCCAAUGAUCUGAAAUGGGAAUACUGCCACAUCCCGUUCUGUCCUAAUCGUAAAGUGAACUGCAAGGUGACCGAUCAUGGAAUGGAGUAUGCGGGGAAAACGAACAUGACGGUGGAUGGGAAGAAGUGUCAAAACUGGCUGAGCCAGACUCCUAACAAGCAUUCCAUGAUCUUUUCUUUACCAUAUUUCCCUGAUCAUGGCGUGGACAGUCGUCACAACUACUGUCGUAAUCCAAACAGGGAUGGCAGUGGGCCCUGGUGUUACACUGAGGAAGACAUUGGUCGCCAGCAUUGUGACAUUCCUUUUUGUUGGGAAAUGUAUCAGAGAUCUGCAGUGAAAGGUUCAGUGGUGGAGGGAUAUCCAGAGUGCCGACAGACUGAAAAUGGGAAGGAAUACAUAGGGACAAUGAGGAAGACGGUGACCGGAAGGACUUGUGUCCGUUGGGAUUCCAUACUCGACGAAGUGAAGUUCAAUAAAGACACAGGCAAUACUAAUGAUUUUGAAAUGAAGCUUCCCUCGACUCACCAGAACUUUUGCAGAAAUCCGACAUCGCUGGAGCGACCCUGGUGCUUUCUCGCUGACACAAAUAUCACAUGGGAAUUCUGUGACAUCCCCCUCCGUCCCAACUAUCCCAGUGAGCAAACCCGGACCCACGCAUAUUUUCAAUGA
Messenger RNA from Darwinula stevensoni, 1707 nucleotides. Lineage: Eukaryota; Metazoa; Arthropoda; Ostracoda; Podocopida; Darwinulidae. The record is from the annotation of a GenBank genome assembly.